AUGUCUGAACUCCGCCGAAAGCUCGUUAUCGUAGGAGAUGGUGCUUGUGGUAAGACGUGUCUCCUUAUCGUCUUCUCCAAGGGCACCUUCCCCGAAGUCUACGUGCCCACCGUCUUCGAGAACUACGUUGCCGACGUCGAGGUGGAUGGUCGCCAUGUAGAGCUUGCGCUUUGGGAUACCGCAGGUCAGGAGGACUACGACCGACUGCGCCCCCUUUCGUACCCGGACUCGCACGUCAUCCUCAUCUGCUUCGCCGUCGACUCGCCCGACUCGCUGGACAACGUGCAGGAAAAGUGGAUCUCGGAAGUGCUGCAUUUCUGCCAGAACCUGCCCAUCAUCCUCGUCGGCUGCAAGAAGGAUCUGCGACACGACCCCAAGAUUGUCGACGAGCUGCGAAAGACGAGCCAGCGCCCCGUUUCUGCCGAGGAGGGUAUGGCGGUUGCCCAGAAGAUCGGCGCCGUCCGUUACCUCGAGUGCUCGGCCAAGACCGGCGAGGGUGUUCGCGAGGUGUUUGAGCACGCUACCCGUGCGGCGCUCGUUCAAAGGAGCCGUGGUUCCAAGAGGAAAGGGUGCACUGUCCUCUAA
Molecule: messenger RNA, 585 nt
Organism: Kalmanozyma brasiliensis GHG001
Lineage: Eukaryota; Fungi; Basidiomycota; Ustilaginomycetes; Ustilaginales
Product: Small GTPase superfamily
Exons: 2
Coding region: 1-585 (194 amino acids)
Biological process (GO): small GTPase-mediated signal transduction
Molecular function (GO): GTPase activity; GTP binding
Source: RefSeq, a predicted model, not a curated record